AUGGAAGCUGACAGAAUGUGCAGAAUACUAAAAAUAGAUGAGCCACCAGAAAAUAUUGAAAUACUGAAAACAAGUUGGUUAAGUUCUUGUUUUAAGACUAAAGACAUGGUUCCAACUAAAGGAUUUACAUUGGAUGUAUCAGUUUUCGAAAAGAAAGAUGUAUUGGAAGUUAGCGAUACAAAACCGUCCAAAGAUGCAGAUGCUGAGGGUAGUACAUCUAGUGCAGAUAGUGAAAUGAAACGGGCGAAGGUCGGUGUUAUGUUCCGUGCUAACAAGAAGCCGAAGGUUGAGUCUGAAGGUUGUAAAGAUGACCCAGACAGUGAUUACUCAGCGAGUGAUAAGGAAGAGAACAAUCGGCUACCUGGAAGUGAGAGUGAUGGUCACACCUCAGCUAGCACAACUCCCCAGACCUCACCAAAUAAAAUUAUACAGGUGAAGAAUGUUGUUAGAAGGAUCAUAGUCUGA
Messenger RNA from Mizuhopecten yessoensis (Yesso scallop), 465 nucleotides. Its product is annotated as DNA polymerase lambda-like. The transcript has a single exon. Bases 1 to 465 code for a protein of 154 amino acids. NCBI's taxonomy places the organism in Eukaryota, Metazoa, Mollusca, Bivalvia, Pectinida, Pectinidae. The record is from RefSeq and is a predicted model, not a curated record.